Didymella exigua CBS 183.55 is the source of this 2144-nucleotide messenger RNA. Its product is annotated as MFS general substrate transporter. The coding region runs from base 260 to 1732 and encodes 490 amino acids. Gene Ontology annotation, biological process: transmembrane transport. Gene Ontology annotation, molecular function: transmembrane transporter activity. Gene Ontology annotation, cellular component: membrane. The record is from RefSeq and is a predicted model, not a curated record. NCBI's taxonomy places the organism in Eukaryota, Fungi, Ascomycota, Dothideomycetes, Pleosporales, Didymellaceae. The transcript has 4 exons.
AUUGGCGGAGACCGCUUAUCGUCAUCCUGGGUAUCAUGUCGUGAUGAGUGCAGGUCCAUUGUGGGCAAAGAACACACCGGCAUCGGUAUCGACGGUGUUUCAUGAAUGCCACUUUGGCCGGAGGGUAUAUUUGCUGUGUCGUGCUGGCUCGAUGAGCUUUCUAUGAGGGCGUGUACGUGUUCAUUCGAACUUUUCCCAAUAUCUGUUCUCUGUUUCUCCUAUCGAUCUUGUCAGGUUGAAGCCAGAGACGAAGGCUUAGAUGGCCAACACCAAGAACCCGACCGACAAGCUGAGCUAUGUUGCCAACGAGAUCCCAACAGUGUUCGAGAAGGAUCUGGUAUCCGUAACACCGACUACCUCAUCUCCAGCCGCGGAAUCCCUCACCGCUAGCCCGGAGAUUGAAAGGAAGCUGCUGCGCAAGAUCGACUUCUGGCUCGUCGGCUUCUACUCGCUUGUCUACAUCUUCAGAGUCAUCGACAGUGCCAACUAUUCGAACGCAGCCAUCAUCAAUCUCGAGGCCGGGACCGGUAUCAAGAAGCAGCUUGGCUUUACACCCUCGCAAUGGGCAUGGACAUUGUCCAUAUUCUCAUACAGCUACCUGAUCUUCGAACCGACCAACACCAUCCUGCUGAAGCUCUUCAAGCCAUCGAGAUGGAUGUUCACCCUAAUUAUGGCGUGGGGAGUCUCUGCGUGCUGUUCAGCAGCAGCGAUGAACUUCUCAGGCAUGAUGUGCGUACGCUUCGCUAUUGGAAUGGCUGAGGCAGGCUUCUUUCCAAGUGUACUGUACCAUUACGCGUUCUGGUACAAGCCUACUGAGAUGCCGCAACGCAUAGCUUUCUUCUAUUCAGUGGGCCAGCUCUCAAGCGCUCUGUCUGGCUUGCUGGCGUAUGCAAUCGCGCACUUGGAUCAACUAGGGGGUCUCUCCGGAUGGAGGUGGCUUUUCCUCCUAGAAGGCUUGCCAGCGAUUCUGCUAGCCUUCGUCGCAUUCUGGUUGCCGGAUUAUCCGGAGACAACCGAGUUUCUCACAGGAGAAGAGCGACUGCACAUGAAGAACAGGCUGGCCAGUGGUGCACCGCAGGCUGAGAAGAAUUGGGACUGGGAGUCACUGAAAAUAAUGGCAAGAGAUCCGACUUUAUACACAUUCAGUCUAUACUGGGUUUGUCAUGGUAUUGGGGGCUUUGGGGUGGGGUUUGCGCUGCCGACUGUGAUCUAUCAGCUUGGCUUCACAACUACAGCUAACUCACAGUUGAUGAACAUUCCGCCAUAUGUUUCAGCGUUCCUGCUGCUGAACGCAUUGGGCUUUAUGCUGCAGCGAAAGUGGAUCAGACCCUGGGUCACUGCUGUUGGCAUCGAAACGACCACCAUUGUUUGCUACAUCAUCCUUCUUACCGUUCACAGCCCGGUUGUUCGCUACAUAUGCUUGAUCGUUGCCGUAGCCUGCGCAGGCUGUGCAUAUCCGGUGAUUUGGCCUGAGCGUAUCAGAGCGCUCGAGGGUACGGUAGCAUCUGGCAUAGGUAUCGGUCUGACAAAUGCUUGCGCUCAAUUCAGUGGCAUCGUGGGACCGCAUGUUUUCAGCACAGUAUUUGGCCCAAGAUACCGCACCUCAUACGCCAUCAAUCUCUCGGUUCUUGUAGUUGGCAUUUGCUCCAUCUUGACGAGCUGGCUCCUCGUCAUCAGAAAGGACCGCAGACGUGCGGACCUUGCGAAGCAGGGGCGAGUGCAAGUGUUUUGAGGGUGAACAUAAUUCACGAUUUGGUUGUCGGAGAAUGGGGCUUCGUAGCUCCGCCUGACCUUGCCAAUGGAAUUAACCGAAAGUUACGACCAUGAGGCUGCACCACCUUUGGAUCUGUGCUUUUUGUGACGCAUCUUCCGUUUCCCGGUGCUCCUCUUCUCUUUCGGCAAGAACAGGAAACCGAUCGAGCGCAACGGAAUUAAGAUCAGCUCUUCACCAAGCUGCUCGGUGAUCGUCAUGGGGUUCAGAUGAUUGAUGAGGCUGUGAAUAGAUGCGAUCAGCGAAGAUAGCCACACAGCUAUGUCCUUCUGUCCGGUGGCAACCGCACGUCCAGUAGACUGUCGUUGCUGCGCGCACAAGGUGCUCUGUGACUUUGCGUGUAUCCCCUAGCUCGAAAAAACGGACAUCCCGG